This is a messenger RNA of Eucalyptus grandis, 1630 nucleotides long. RefSeq names its product alpha-amylase-like. NCBI's taxonomy places the organism in Eukaryota, Viridiplantae, Streptophyta, Magnoliopsida, Myrtales, Myrtaceae. The record is from RefSeq and is a predicted model, not a curated record. The transcript has 4 exons. Gene Ontology annotation, molecular function: calcium ion binding; alpha-amylase activity. Bases 132 to 1469 code for a protein of 445 amino acids. Gene Ontology annotation, biological process: carbohydrate metabolic process.
AUUAGUCAACAGUCAAAUCCCCGUUUGCGGAAUGCAAUGCUGGACUUUUAUUCUGAAUUAGAGUCCCCUCCUAUUUCCUUUGAUUUGUCAACAGUCAUCCUCAUCAUUCGUCUUGACAAGUCCAAUCUAAAAUGCCCAUGAUAUGGCCGACUAAUUCCCACCGAAAGAUCAGAGAAAGGAAAAGAAGGGAGCAUGUGACGAUGAGUUCUCACUCUUUCUUCUGGUUCUUCGUUCUCUCCGUCUCUUACCUCGCCGCCUUAACAUCCCCUGCCUUGCUAUUUCAGGGGUUCAACUGGGAAUCUUCGGAGAAGGAAGGGGGAUGGUACAAUUCGCUCAAAAACUUGGUACCGGAUUUGGCCAAUGCUGGAAUUACGCAUGUCUGGCUUCCUCCGCCAUCUCAAUCCGCUGAUCAACAUGGGUACAUGCCGGGGCGGCUCUAUGAUCUCAAUGCUUCGAGCUACGGGAAUCAGGACGAGUUGAAGCAACUUAUUGAUGCUUUCCAUCAAAAUAGGAUCAAAUGCCUCGCCGACAUAGUGAUAAACCACAGGACGGCGGCAAAACAAGACAGCCGGGGAGUAUGGUGCAUCUUUGAAGGCGGAACACCCGACAAUCGUCUUGACUGGGGGCCGUCCUUUAUUUGUCGCAAUGAUACUGAGUACUCUGAUGGCGUGGGUAAUCCUGAUACAGGGGAGGACUUCGAGCCUGCGCCCGACAUAGACCACCUCAAUCCGAGGGUGCAGAAGGAACUGUCCGACUGGAUGAACUGGUUGAAGAGCGAUAUAGGAUUUGAUGGGUGGCAAUUCAAUUUCGUGCAGGGUUACGCUCCAAACAUCACCAAAAUCUACAUGAAUCAGACUUCGCCGAAUUUCACGGUGGGAGAGAGGGAGGAGCAACUCUCUUAUGGAGAGGACGGGAAGCUCAACCCGGACCAGGAUAAACACCGCCGUGCACUGGUGGAUUGGGUCAAUGAUGCAGGCGGGGCCAUCACGGCAUUUGACUUCACCACGAGGGGGAUUCUCCAGGCGGCCGUUGAGGGGGAGCUCUGGCGGUUGAUGGAUUCAAAAGGGAUGCCCCCGGGAUUGAUUGGCCUGCAGCCAGGGAGCGCCGUGACUUUCAUCGACAAUCACAACACUGGUUCCACGCAAAAAAAAUCGCCAUUUCCGUACGAUAAGGUCAUGCAGGGAUAUGCCUACAUCCUCACCCAUCCCGGAGUCCCAUCCAUCUUCUAUGAUCACUUCUUGGGCCUGAAGGAGGAGAUCGGCAAGUUGAUUACGAUAAGGGCGCGAAACCAGAUUAACGAGAAGAGCAGCGUGAAGAUCUUGGCUUCCGAUUCUGAUUUAUACGUGGCUGAGAUCGACCAUGGAGUAAUUAUGAAGAUUGGGCCGAAGUUUGAAGUAGGAGACCUUGUUCCUCCCAAUUAUCGGAUUGCUACAUCCGGGCAAGAUUAUUGUGUGUGGGAGAAGGAGUGAUGUUCAGGCAAAACUUAAGAAAGUAACAACUGAAAGAGCAAUCAUAGGCUACAUCGUUAGAGUGAAAUAAAUAUUUACAAGCGGUCUUAUGCACCGGAUGGAAGUUCAAAUAAUUCUUUCAACAACUUCUGUUAUUUAUAUAAAGUUGGCGAUUCUCGACA